ACCGGGGGUGGGGCUGGCGGCCAGGCUGGCGGCGGAGGCGCGGGGCCUGGUCCCGCUGGCACCAUGGCCAAGACUGUGGCCUAUUUCUACGACCCCGACGUGGGCAACUUCCACUACGGGGCUGGGCACCCUAUGAAGCCCCAUCGCUUGGCCUUGACCCAUAGUCUGGUCCUGCACUACGGUCUUUAUAAGAAGAUGAUCGUCUUCAAGCCGUACCAGGCCUCCCAGCAUGACAUGUGCCGCUUCCACUCUGAGGACUACAUUGACUUCCUGCAGAGAGUCAGUCCCACCAACAUGCAAGGCUUCACCAAGAGCCUGAAUGCCUUCAACGUGGGCGAUGACUGCCCAGUGUUUCCGGGGCUCUUUGAGUUCUGCUCCCGUUACACAGGCGCAUCUCUGCAAGGAGCAACGCAGCUGAACAACAAGAUCUGUGACAUUGCCAUUAACUGGGCUGGUGGCCUGCACCAUGCCAAGAAGUUUGAGGCUUCCGGCUUCUGCUACGUCAACGACAUUGUGAUCGGCAUCCUGGAGCUGCUCAAGUACCACCCCCGCGUGCUCUACAUUGACAUCGACAUCCACCACGGGGACGGGGUUCAGGAGGCCUUCUACCUCACCGACCGGGUCAUGACGGUGUCCUUCCACAAAUACGGGAACUACUUCUUCCCCGGCACAGGUGACAUGUACGAAGUCGGAGCCGAGAGCGGCCGCUACUACUGCCUCAAUGUGCCCCUGCGGGAUGGCAUCGAUGACCAGAGUUACAAGCACCUUUUCCAGCCAGUCAUCAACCAGGUGGUGGACUUCUACCAACCCACGUGCAUUGUGCUCCAGUGUGGAGCCGACUCCCUGGGCUGUGAUCGAUUGGGCUGCUUCAACCUCAGCAUUCGAGGUCACGGCGAGUGCGUCGAAUACGUCAAGAGCUUUAACAUCCCUCUGCUGGUGCUCGGGGGCGGCGGCUACACGGUCCGGAACGUCGCCCGCUGCUGGACGUAUGAGACAUCACUGCUGGUGGAAGAGGCCAUAAGCGAGGAGCUCCCCUAUAGUGAAUACUUCGAGUACUUUGCCCCGGACUUCACGCUCCAUCCAGACGUCAGCACCCGCAUUGAGAAUCAGAACUCACGCCAGUAUCUGGACCAGAUCCGCCAGACAAUCUUUGAAAACCUGAAGAUGCUGAACCACGCACCCAGCGUCCAGAUUCACGAUGUGCCCGCAGACCUCCUGACCUACGACAGGACUGACGAGGCCGACGCCGAGGAGAGGGGCCCCGAGGAGAAUUACAGCAGGCCGGAGGCGCCCAAUGAGUUCUAUGACGGAGACCAUGACAAUGACAAGGAAAGCGACGUGGAGAUUUAAGACUGACUGGGCUUGCCGUGUCCCCAGGAGUUCCUUUUUUCCUCUUAGUUGGGUGGGGGGGAAAAGGUGUGACUCCCCUACCCCUGGUCUGGUUACUUUAGGGCUGUUACCAACACCGGGGGAGGCUUUGGAGACCACCUCUGGUUCUUGAACCAGCUGUUCCCUUUCGUCUCCCUCCCAAGGCUAGACCACGGUACCUGUUAGGGAUCGGAUGGGGAUAAGGAGCGAUGUCUCUAGGACCUCUCAGGCCGUGGACCCUAGAGGCCAGUCCCAGCCCUUCUGGCUUCCUCAUUCCUUCUCUACUUCCCUCCAACCCAGAGACUUUGGGGAUGAAGGAAUAGGCAGCAGUACGGUUGCUUCUGACGUCCACCUCCCCUGGCUUCUCCUAAUGCAAGCCUUGCUUCCAGGUGAAGAGUAAGGGAUUUUAGGGGGCCCUGGCCUCCUAAUACUUUAACCCAGAUGAUGGGAAGUGUGACUUGGAAAGGGGGGAGGAUGUGAAAAUGUCCUGCUCUAACUUUUGGCUUUAUGUCCAUUUUACCACUGUUUUUAUCCAAUAAACCGAGUUGGUAUUUUUUGUA
Phacochoerus africanus (Common warthog) is the source of this 1928-nucleotide messenger RNA. It is a transcript of the gene HDAC3, whose product is annotated as histone deacetylase 3. The transcript has 15 exons. NCBI's taxonomy places the organism in Eukaryota, Metazoa, Chordata, Mammalia, Artiodactyla, Suidae. The record is from RefSeq and is a predicted model, not a curated record. Gene Ontology annotation, molecular function: histone deacetylase activity. The coding region runs from base 64 to 1350 and encodes 428 amino acids.